Molecule: messenger RNA, 1224 nt
Organism: Talaromyces stipitatus ATCC 10500
Lineage: Eukaryota; Fungi; Ascomycota; Eurotiomycetes; Eurotiales; Trichocomaceae
Product: HhH-GPD family base excision DNA repair protein
Exons: 2
Coding region: 1-1224 (407 amino acids)
Biological process (GO): base-excision repair
Molecular function (GO): catalytic activity
Source: RefSeq, a predicted model, not a curated record
AUGCCGGCAAAUUCUGUGCCUGCAUUGCAGACACCAACCAAGAAGCCGACAAAACCGACAUCCUCAAACAAUAAACGCCAGAAAUCAAACUCAUCGACGAUCAAGGCUUCUUUUGCAGUGUCAAAGUCAAGCAACUCCGCAAGUAAAAAAAGAAAGAUUAUUCACGAAAUUGAUAUCAAUGAACUUCCCCACAACCUUGGGAAGCUUGCUACGCAAAUUGUUCGAGAUGCACUGGAUGGUCCCCAGGAUAUCAAGAAUGAGACAUCAUCUCCUCAUUCACCAAAAAGGGUCAAGCUAGAAAGCAUACAGCCAGAAAGCAAGGCAAAAGAUGUGGAGUCAGCCAAAAUCAAGAGCAAAAAAGGCGCCGCAAAGUAUGGUCUCACACCCGGAGUCAGCCCAUUCCCAGAAUUCUCUCAUCCCACAGUCGAAGAAUGUGAGGAAGUUAAUCGCCUCUUGUCAACUGUGCAUGGAGAAGUUAAAGCACCGACAAAAGUACCCCAGCCUUCACUUACAGUAACCGGUUGCGGUGAAGUCCCUUCCGUACUGGACGCUUUGAUUCGUACUGUUCUCAGUGGUGCUACCACGGGCGCCAACUCUGCAAAAGCAUUCAAAGGCCUCGUCGAUAGAUUUGGGAUCCUUGAAAUGGGCAUCGGAAAGGGGAGCGUGGACUGGAAUGCAGUGCGCGUAGCACCAAUCAAUGAAGUGUUUGAAGCGAUGAAAAGCGGCGGUCUCGCAACGACUAAGAGCAAAUACAUCAAAGAGAUUCUGAAUAUGGUGUACGAGGAGAAUCUGGCUCGCAAAGAAGCGCACAUUAAGUCGGAAGAGGAAGGAAAUUCGGGUCCAGCUGGUGCUGAGCAUGAAUCCAAAGCUCAGAAAGAAGUCGAGAUAGCACUAACGGACGAGAAUGUGCUAUCACUGGACUGGAUCCAUGCCCUGGAUAAAGAAGAGGCAAUGCUAGAACUCAUUAAAUUUCCGGGGAUCGGACCCAAAACAGCCGCUUGUGUGGUGUUAUUUUGUCUCCAACGCCCCUGUUUUGCGGUCGACACACAUAUUUUCCGAAUAUGUAAAUGGUUGGGUUGGUUACCAUCAGCGGAUACCAAGAGAGUCACCGAGAUCACGGCUUUUAGUCAUUUGGAAGUUAGGAUCCCGGAUCAUUUGAAAGCUGUCCUCGGUGUAGAGCGAUUACAGGGGAGAAAAGUGAUGGAUGGGAAGAUGGAUGUGUGA